GCCCCUCACUCACUCGCUUCCGCCAGCUGCUAGGCUCCCACUCAGGCAGCCUCCGAGAGAAGCUACAAGGAGGCGUGAGGAAAUCAAGCAGCAGCGAUGGCGCGUUAUAACCUGGGGCCGAGACCACUUCGACUGGGGCUCGUUUGGCUCGUUCUGAGCGUCCUACACGGAAAUGUCCGGUGUCUUAACGGCGACGAGGACCAAAACCAGGACACCGAUUGCAAGACGAAGAGUGUCACCGUAUCCGCGCUGCCCUUUUUGAGGGAAAACGACCUGAGCAUCAUGCAUAGCCCGUCAGCCUCUGAACCGAAGCUUCUCUUUUCCGUUCGAAAUGAUUUUCCUGGAGACGUCGUGGUAGUGGACGACUUGGAAAACACCGAGCUCCCAUUUUUCGUCCUCGAGAUUUCCGGGAAUUCAGAGGACAUCCCUUUGGUGCGAUGGAGGCAGCAGUGGCUAGAGAACGGAACUUUGCUCUUUCACAUACACCACCAGGAUGGCAGCCUUAGCCUCCCUGAACCAACUGAAGACACAGCAAACACCUCAACAAAGGAGGAGCUCCGCAUUCUGCAUAUCUCAGUGAUGGGUGGGAUGAUUGCCCUUCUGCUGUCCAUCCUGUGUUUGGUUCUCAUCCUGUACACCCGCCGACGCUGGUGUAAACGCCGCCGGAUCCCCCAGCCUCAGAAGAGUGCCAGUGCUGAGGCAGCUAAUGAGAUCCAUUAUAUCCCCUCAGUGCUGAUGGGAGGCCAGGCCCGAGAGAGCUUGAGGAACUCGCGGGGUCAGGGGCCAAACUCCAGUGGUACCCUCAGUAUCAGAGAAACUCCAAUUCUGGAUGGGUACAAGUACGAGUAUGACAUUACAGACCUGCGUCACCAUCUGCAGCGAGAGUGCAUGAACGGCGGUGAGGAAUUUGCAAGUCAAGUCAGUCGAACCCUUGACUCCCUGCAGGGCUGCAAUGACAAGAAUAAUAUGGACCUAACUCCUGUGAGUGAUACCAAGUUGGCCCUGAUGAACAAAUAUAAAGACAAUAUAAUUGCUACCAGUCCAAUCGACAGUAACCACCAGCAGAACACCUUGCUUCCACACAACACCUCCACCAGCCAGCGCAAGCGUCUUUCCAGCAACAAUCGCUCAGGUUCAAAUUUCUUGAACCCAGACGGAGACUCUGGCACUGAGGCUGACAGCGAGCCUCAGCUGGCUUUUUAUACUGACCCAAACCGCAGUCGACGCCGGAGUCGAGGUAUGAGAAAUGGUAACGCCAACAGCGCAUGGGGCUCAGGGGCAGGUUCCCCGCGGAGUCCUAUCAAUAAGACCACACUAACUCUAAUCAGUGUCAUCAGCUGUGUGAUGAGCCUGGUAUACUGCUCUCACAUAUCCUGCAGCCUCUCUGUACGUGUAAUCCUCCAUGUGCCAGAGCACCUAAUCGCUGACGGGUCAAGGUUUAUUUUGCUGCAGGGAAGUCAGUUGGAUGCGUCUGACUGGCUGAACCCAGCACAAAUCUUGCUGUACUAUCAGCAGAAUGCCAGUGGGCCAUGGGUGAAUGAACUGUGUGGGCGACGCCUGCUGGACCCUUGUGAGCACCAGUGUAAUCAAGAAACAGGGGAAUGUAUUUGCCUAAAUGGCUACAUGAAGGAUCCUGUCCACAAGCACCUCUGCAUCCGUAGUGAAUGGGGACCUAAUCAGGGGCCUUGGCCUUACACUAUCUUUCAGCGUGGUUUUGAUCUUGUGAUGGGAGAACAACCUUCUGAUCGCAUUUUCAGAUUCACGUAUACCUUAGGAGAAGGGAUGUGGCUGCCCUUAAGUAAAAGCUUUGUGAUCCCACCUGCGGAGCUUGCCAUCAACCCCUCUGCUAAAUGCAAGACAGAUAUGACAGUUAUGGAGGAUGCUGUGGAUGUAAGGGAAGAAUUGAUGAUCAGCUCUUCCUUUGACUCCUUGGAAGUUCUUUUGGACUCAUUUGGACCUGUCAGAGACUGCACCAAAGACAAUGGAGGCUGUAGCCGUAAUUUUCGCUGCAUAUCUGACAGAAAACUUGACUCAACUGGAUGUGUGUGCCCCCCAGGGUUGAGUCCUAUGAAGGAUGGAAGUGGAUGCUAUGACCACCACAUUGGUAUUGAUUGCUCUGAUGGGUUCAAUGGAGGUUGUGAGCAGCUGUGUCUUCAGCAACUGGCUCCUCUGGAAGACGAUCCAACUCUUUACAACAUUCAGAUGUUCUGCGGCUGUAUUGAGGACUACAAGCGGGGGCCAGAUGGGAGAUCUUGCCUGCCGUUAUCUGAUGUCUGCUCAGACGGAGUAGACUGUGCUGAAGCUACGGACAUUCCAGCUAAUCAGACUGUGUUUGGUGACCUUUUUUAUGGAUACAACAAUCAAACCAAAGAAAGCACCUCUGGGCAAAUCCUCAAGGCCACAUUCAGACAAAAAAAUUUUGCUCGAGGUAUCGAGCAGCAACUUCCAGACGGAAUGGUGGUGGCAUCUGUGCCAACAGAAGUUCAGUGUCACGAGGACCUUUUAGACCCUGUGCCAGACCCAGAAUACCUCACAGGCAUGGUGAACUACAGUGAAGUCUCUGGCUACCCACUAGUGCAGCGUUGGAGUCUUCGCUCUGUUCUCUACCAUGUCAAACUCAAUCAGUGGGUCUUAUCUCAAGCCUUCAGCUCAGCGAUCCAUUCACUGGAUGGAGCAACACAGCGGAGUGACUUUGUAUCCAUCUUAAAAGAGUUUGGGAACCACUAUGUGCAGGAGGCCAUGUAUGGGUUCCAAGAGUCCUGUACAAUUUGGUACCCCAACAAGCAAGUUCAGAGACAACUGUGGCUUGAAUACCAGGACAUCAGCAAAGGCAACUCACCUUCUGAGGAAUCAGAGGAGCAUGACAAGGAACCUAGGACUUUGACGUACCCUGCAUACAUUGCUAGCCUGCUGGACGCAGGAGCCAAGCGGAUGGCAGCCGGGGUCAGGAUGGAUUGCACCAGCCAGGGCCAAUGCCCUCGUUCAUGCCAUCUCUGCCAUAUGAGCCCGAGGGCAGCUCAAGGGAGACAGCAAUCCGAGCCUGUUCUAUUGCAAAUCACUAAGGCAACGCCUAUCUAUGAAUUGGUGUCCAACAACGAGACAUACCAGGCUCUUCAAGAGGCAAUGAUGAGCAUGCUGUGGUGUUCAGCGAGGGGAGACGUAAUUGAUGACUGGUGUCGGUGUGAUUCCAGUGCCUUUGGAACCGAUGGACUCCCUACUUGCGCACCACUUCCUCAACCAAUGCUGAAACUGUCCUACACUUAUGAGCCAAGUAGCUCAUUACUCAUCAUGGAAUGGAACCACACAGAGCCGCCUAUUGGUGUUCGGGUCAUUGAUUAUCUCAUUAGCCAAGAAAAGGUGACUGAGAGGACCGACCACUCGAAGGUUGAGACAGAAACGCUGUUGAGCUUCGUGGAUGACAUCUUGUCUGGUGCCAGGUCUCCAUGCGUGAUGUUGGGAGACAUCCCAAACCUCCUGUCAUCAUCUGUCAGCAUGAUUGUACGCUGUCUGGAGCCUGAUACCACUUAUAUGUUCCGGCUAUGGGCAGUUGACAACACUGGGCGCCGCUCCAGCCCGAGUGAGGUCACCAUUAAAACCCCAUGUCCAACUGUGGAUGACGUCAAGGCUCAAGAAAUUGCUGAUAAAAUCUAUAACCUGUUUAAUGGGUACACCAGUGGGAAGGAGCAACAGACAGCAUAUAAUACUCUGAUGGACCUAGGUGCCCCAGCUCUUCAUCGAGUCCUCUAUCACUACAAUCAGCGCUACGAGAGCUUCGGAGAGUUUACCUGGAGGUGUGAAGAUGAGCUAGGGCCCAGGAAGGCUGGCCUCAUUCUCUCACAGUUAAAUGAACUGUCCCCCUGGUGUAAAGGCCUUCUUCAGGAGCCCAAGAUUGGACUUCGCAGGAUGUCUCUCAAGUUCCUUUCGUGUCGCUACACUGACACCAAGGCUUUUGGGAUGAACUGGGCAGAUAUGGGCCAGGACGUGCACAAGGCGUGUGAUGAGCAAAUACUCACAGUCAUGUAUAAUGACUAUGGUGAGCCCAAGGAGAUCUAAAUGUAUGUAUUGUAUUGUAUUGUAUGUAUUGCCUACAGAAGAUGCCAGAUCUAACAAGAGUGAGUUUUACAUGAUCGGAAUAAGUUUGUUUAUUUUGUAUACUAUAUUGUUUUUUUUUGUUGUUGUUUUUGUUGCUCUUCAUCAGAAACAAAUCAAAGUUCAGACUAUACUGUCCAAGGAGCGUAUGUCACCGACUGGAGUCUUGCAACUUUAUUAGUCGUCACUCUUGUUUCUUAAAGAUAAAUAUGAAGAAAUAUGUUUGACUUGUACUGCUGCAUUUCAUUAAUGUCAUCAGCUUUAUGGAUUUAACGAUACGUACAAUAUUUUAUAUAUUGUUGUACAAAAAAAAAUCACACAACUGUGUUGUCACAUAGGAGUGAAUUAAAAGAAAAUGCUAGUUUGACCCUAGCCGUGUGGCAUUUAGUUGUUAUUAAGAGCAUGGGACAACAGUUGCUGUGAGCAAAUUUGUUCUUAAAGGGAACCUCGGACUUAAAGACUUGUGGGCUCUGAUAAGCCACAAUUUUUCUCUUUUACUAAAAUAUGUUAUUAGAAACACAUAAAAUAUUGCAAUUGAUUUAAAAAUCUUUAAUAUUUAGCACGUUUUAACCUACGGAGGGUACCAUGUUUUAUACGUGCAAUUAACGCUCGGGGUGUUGACGUAGUUUGCCACUGUCACUAGAUGAACACUACCGGUGUUCUGUAAUUCCUUCUACGCGGCGAGACGUCCAACACAUGCGCACAUCAGUUAAAUGCGGUGAGUACUUACUAUAUGUGUUUUUAUUGGGUCUUUUAUUACCUUUUCAUUGUCUCAAAAUACUUUUUGCAUGUGUUUCCCUCUCAUACUUUUAAGCAUUGUAUUUUCUUGUGGUAGCGUUAAAGCAGAUUGUUGAUCUAUUGACCACAUUAGUUACGUGGUGUAUUUAAACCACCCUUGUUUGAUAUUACUACGUUUUUCUUCAGGCAUCUUUAGUAUGUUCUGUUUGUGUGCAUCUAAACAAAACAAGCUGAAAGCGCACGGAAGUACUUUGGGUUUCAAAUUCGCCUCUUGAAGCACGUUUCACCAAUGUAGUACGUUUUGGCAGAACACCCGUUUUGUCAUACUCUCGUCUCGUUUCAUCCUGUCUUUCCUGUUUAUUUUGCUUUUGCUGCUCGUUUUGUGAAAUAUCGACAGUGCUCUCAUGCUCAUUAAUGUUCCUCUCGGGUUCAAAUUGAAAGGGUUGAACAGAUGACAUUUUUAUGUCGCUAGAGUCAUACUCUGAAAGCCCGGCAGCGUAACCAUGUGACAUCACCAACAAUGGCGACCUACUAGUUAAACUAAUUUUACAAACUGUAUAAAAACAAUAACAUCAAGAGGGGUUUUAAUGUCAAACUAUUUUAACUCAUAACAACGUUUAUCUUUUAAGAACUACGAGUCUUUCUAUCCGUGGAUCCCUUUAAAGCAGUGGUGAUUUAAGUGGUGGAGAUAAAAAGAUAAGUGAACAUUGGAGAAAAAAAUUCUCCAAUGUUCAUUUAUCUUUUUAUUCUCACUGUAGGGUAAAAAUAAAAUAAAAUAAAAUGAUGACGCAGUCUUUUUUUUUUUAUGUCUUAUUGAAUGUUCUGUAUACUUCUGGCUUGUUUACACCUGUGUUUGUAAAUGCAUUUUCUUGUUACUUGCAAGCAAGCCCCGUUCGGUUCAGGCAAAGAUGUUAAAUUUAAUGGAGUGCCGCAAUUAUAUGUGGAACAGUUACUGGAGUGCAGGGGUGAAAGUGGCUAGAAUUUCUUGCCGGAACUCCCCGACGUGAAGGUCGCCACGGAGCCAGAAUUUUUUUUUUUUUUUUUCUUGCGUGUUUUUAUUUUUUUGCGGGGAGGGGGGGGAGGGGUCAAACCUCUUAAACUUCUGAAAUGCUAAGAAAACUGUUUUAGCACAGUUAUUUCUAUAACACAUACAAAAACUGAUUUUCAUUCAAAAUUGUAUUUUUCAAUGAUUUGCAAAAUGAAAAUUAACGAAAACAGCAAUAACCCCAACCUCCAUCUCCUAAUUUUUAUUUUCCCUCAUUUCCUCACAUACUAAAUGCCAAAUCUCAAUUUUAACUACUUAAGAACAUAGGAUGUACUGUAUAUCAAAAUUGAAGUUAAUGUAAACAUUUACUUUUUUUCUUUUAAAUAAUAAAGAUAAAAGUAACAUACAUUCAGAAUAAUUCGUACAAAUGAGUUAUAUUAUGCAGAAAUGGAAUAUAUUUUGAAGAUCGCGCAAACAUUGACUUUUUUAAAUCAUAAGGAAAUGAAUAAGUAGCCUAAGUGCACAUUGACAGCUAAGAUGUUCUGAACCUCCCCAUUAGAGCACAUAAAACUAAAUAUGAUAAAUAAGCCUCCUCAACUCUUUCGUUGCUCUUAUAGAUUUGAUCCAUUUAUGUUGCAUUGCCCUUUUUUGUUGCAUCAAUUCAACCUCUUUUUUUUUUUUUUUUUUUUUGAUUUGAACCAAUCAGAGCUAACCAUCUCUGCUGAUACAAUGUCAGUAUGUCAGCCAAUUGAACGGAUAAAUGACUCCAGGCGUUUUGCUUUGCUGCGUGCAUUCGCACAUUCACGUCACACAUCAUCGUAAGACUCGGAUAACUGCUGCAGCUGGAGAAACCUCCAUGCCGUCCAUGGAAUAAAAAAAAUAAUAAAUAUUGGUGGAAACGGAUUACGCUACAUAAGCACUUUAUUUUGCUUGUUGUUAACACUUGGUUAUGUAAAUCUGAUGUUGGUAGAUGAAAUGCAUGUGUGGCAGCUCAGCAUUUUUUUUUUUUACAUAGCAUUUUGACAGUUGCUGUCAUAGUUUCAGAAUCAAAGCACCGUGUACCGAAACAGCAUCUCGGCCCUGAAUUUUAUACCAGAACUGCGUUCUGGCCCGGAAUCUUAUACCGGAACUGCGUUCCUGACCGUUCUGGCCCACUUUCACCCCCGCUGAAGUGUAAAAUAAAAGAUAAGUUGGGAUAAAACCUGGUAUUGAAAAACUUUAAACUUUGAGGGGUGUGAAAAAUCCAGCUUGACAAAGUUGUGGUGUAAAAAAUGACACUCUCAUUAAAUAGCUGGGGGAAUAAAAACAUUUCAUAAAUGUUUCUUACCAUUCAUAGAGACAUAAAGUAAACCACUAUUCACAUUUAAAUACAUUUUCUUUCAACUAAGUCCAUUCUUAGACUUUAAAUAUAGCCAUCCGCCUGGCCGUUCAUUUACACAUACAGUAGCUCACCCUGCACAAACAAGAAUCCCUGUGAAAAGUAAAAGCCAUAAUUUUACUAGAACAAACAGGCCAAAGUGGUCUUUUCUGACCAGGCUCUACACUGUCAACAAUUAAUAAUAAUUGGGGCUUCAACAGUUGUUGGCGGUAUUGCAGUCAAGUUGAUCCGUCAGAAGGUUCAGACAGUCCCCUCAUGACAGCUGAUUUAAUUGGAAUCCUGCGUGUACUGUAUUACAGCUACAAGAGUGAAACUGUUCACAUCUGCUCUCAUGAGAGACAUUAACGUUUAUAUUUUGACUUUAAUCACCAGUAACCAAAUGUUUUGGGGUUGUUUUUUUUAACAGUGUUUCUUUUCAGGAAGCUUUUGUUGGAAUGGAAUGGCAUGGAAUGGUUUAUUCUUUAUGAAAGACAUGUACUAAAGUAGAAUUUUAGACCCAAACUACUGAAUGUAACAAAAAAGAAAAAAGAAAAGAAAAAAAAGAUGAAGUUUGGUAAUUUUGAAAAAGUUUUAACAAAAGUUGACUCACUGGAAUACCGUUUGUCCACUAGUACUAGUUCCUGUGGUUAAAAACCCGUAUAUAAGUGUGAUAAUGCACUAUUUUCUUCAUAAGUGAACCUUGAUUGUUUUGUAAAGUUUAUAUGAUUGUUUUAAGGAGAUUGUUUCAGUAUAAUUUAAAGUUGCUGUUGUUUUUUAUUUGUAUUAUUUUACUGUCGAGUGGCCAGUCUUAAGGUCAAUGUCAAAUGAAGGUACAUAUGUUGUUAAUUUCAAACGCAUUUCUUAAUACUAAAAUGAAUGCUAAUAUUUGUGGAGACAGCAGUGUUUUACAUAUACCAUACAUUUUAUUGGAGAAAUGUACAGUGUUAUUCUUCUCUAUAUAAAUCCUUGCUUAACAGGUCAUAUUUUAAAAACAAAACAACCAAAAAAAAGUGUACGCGUCAAAAGAGAGCUGAUAUCCUGUACUGUUGUAUUUGAUGUGUCUCUCAUUCUUUGCAGAUAAUGUGAAAUGUAGAUCUGAUUAUUUUAUCCGAAUAUGAUCAAAUAUUGUUUGAAACUGUACUAUACUCUUAUUAAUUGGCUGAUGGAAAAACUUGACAACAUUUAGUUGAUCAUGGGAUUGAGAGAAGGACAAGAUUGAGAACUUGACAAGUAUAUGCAUGCUGAUGUCUUUAAAUGUGGUUGUCAUAUCAAGACAUUUUCACUUUGCUACUUCAUGAAUAAAGACAUGUAACAUGGA
Molecule: messenger RNA, 8487 nt
Organism: Corythoichthys intestinalis (scribbled pipefish)
Lineage: Eukaryota; Metazoa; Chordata; Actinopteri; Syngnathiformes; Syngnathidae
Gene: astn1
Product: astrotactin 1
Exons: 24
Coding region: 97-4053 (1318 amino acids)
Biological process (GO): neuron migration; neuron cell-cell adhesion
Cellular component (GO): endosome; membrane
Molecular function (GO): protein binding
Source: RefSeq, a predicted model, not a curated record